Molecule: messenger RNA, 3101 nt
Organism: Erinaceus europaeus (western European hedgehog)
Lineage: Eukaryota; Metazoa; Chordata; Mammalia; Eulipotyphla; Erinaceidae
Gene: CD164
Product: CD164 molecule
Exons: 6
Coding region: 115-750 (211 amino acids)
Cellular component (GO): lysosome; endosome
Source: RefSeq, a predicted model, not a curated record
GUCCCCGCGGGGGGCGGGGGAGCAGAGUCUCGGAGGCGGCGCCGCCAGGGGCCAGAGGGACGGACGGCGCGUCGUGUGCUGCCAGCUGUCGCCCGGGCGUCUGUGUUGAGGACCAUGUCUGCGCUCUCCCGCCGGCUGCUGGGGGCGGCCACCUUGCUGGCUGCGCUGUGUGUGCUGACCUCGGCUCAGACCCCGACCCCCCAUCCGCACCCGACUCCGACUCCGACUCCGACCAGCAAGCCGAACCAGACGGAAACCACGACCGUCCACGUUACCAACGCGACCACCCCGCUGCCCGCGACCACCCCGCCGCCGGCGCCUACGCUCGCACCAGGUAUCUGUGAAAGACAGAACAGCUGCACACCUUGCAUUAACGCUAGUACCAGUAACAUCACCUGCUUUUGGAUAGUGUGUAAAGGUAAAAGUUACUGUUCACAUAAUUCAACAGCUGGUGAUUGCCAGAUUUUAAACAGCACGGAAUACUGUUCUAGGCCUACUACCUCUCCAUUGCCAACCAACUCUACAGCUAAAACCACAACUAAGCCUCUCCCUUCUCCGACUCACCCCACAACUACCCCAUCAGGUACAACUAAUACCACUUCAGCGCCAACCUCACAGCCUGUGCGGAAGUCUACCUUCGAUGCAGCCAGUUUCAUUGGAGGGAUAGUCCUUGUACUGGGUCUGCAGGCUGUACUUUUCUUCCUGUAUAAAUUCUGCAAGUCUAAAGAACGAAAUUACCACACUCUGUAAACAGACCCUUUGAAUUAGUAAGGACUGGUGUGUAACUCACUGAAACCAAAAUAUUUUCUUUGAAGAUGUCCCACACGGAUGACGCUAUUUCAAGACCUUUAAGUUUCCAAAGGAUGCAAACACAUAGGGGGUAUUUGGAGGAGCAUCCUUGAAGAAAAAAAAGUCAGUUGAAUUAUUUUGCUCAACAGAAAUAUUCACGAUACUCUGCAUGAAUCCUUGUGGCUGUCUUGUUUAAAUGGUUGCUGCUGUGGGAUUCUGUUCUCUUCUUGGCAUGCCAAACCUGACUCUAACUGGUGGGAAGUAACUGUCCUGUGCAGAAAAACCUACAACACUUUGGCAGUUUAAAUUUUGUCAUUUAAUAAGGCCCCAAAGCUGCAUUAUUUUACCCUAACUCAGGAUGUAGUUUAGUGACCGGAAUUGAGAAGAAUGUGCCAAAUGAGUACCGAUCAGGUGGAGUUUUUGCUAUUGUUUCAAAAGUGAAAUAAUUAUCAAAUUUAGUGUCCUUAAACUGAACCUGGAUCCUUAGAGUAAAAUUUUGUGCUUGAUAGUAGUUUUUUUUUUUCUACACUAGAAAUAAUUGCCACACAGGGAAUUAUAUUCCAUAUUUAAAGAAAUCAGUGGAAAGGAUACAGACCAUUAAAGUAUAGCAGGUUUUUGUUUGUACUUGUAAAGUACCUUCUAUCAUUGAGAAAAUAUAAGAACAGUGCCUUAAAAGACAACAAACUGAAAGGUCAGCUGUAACUUAAAUGUUUAUUAUGACUUGUUCUUUCUUGUUGGAGAGGAUAAAUACUGGUCUGAUAUCGUUGUUUAUGUGAGUAGUACUAUACCUGCCUUUAGAAACCAUACUGUUAAUAUUUAAUUGAAAACUCACUAUUUUAUUUCAGACCUGAGGAACUUACAGCUAAAGGAUGUUAAAAAUUGAAAGCCAUUAUAUAUCGAACCUCCCAAUAUUUUCUUAAAGACCGUUGAAAAAUACUGAUAAUUUUGAUUUAAUUGUAUUUACCUUUUUGUUCCAAAAAGUAUCAUCAUAACCUUGAAAGGAUUUCCACCAAGCUUCCUUGAAAAGUAACUUCUUUUGUGGAGCAAGGAGAAAACAAUUUACUUUAGAAUAAUUUUCUGACUCUUUAAGACAAUCAUUUCAGUUUUGAGACAGCAGUGUAGAUUCGGAAAGUCUCAGGAGUCUUGCUUGGUCAGAAUAUUGCAGAGUCUGGUGAUGGUCAGAAUACUGCAGAGUCUGGUGAUGACCUUGGGUGAGCAGAUCGUGCUUGUCUGCCUUUCUCAUCCCUCCCCAGUCCGCAUUCGCUCCCCCUGUAUAGUAGGCGUGGACACCUCUUAUUUAGUUGACAUGUGAAGCAUAUUUUGGGUUUUAGAGGGUUACUUCUCACCUGCCUUUGACACAUUGGAUUAGUUCAGAGGCUUAACAUAGUUGAAAAUGAGCCUUUACUGUUCUAGGUCAUUAUUUUUUUAAUCAGUAAUUUCUUAGCCUGUAGAGGCUGAAUGUAGCACUUGGUUUUCAGUGUUUUAUAGUAGGAAAUAAAUUACUUUGGUCCAUUUCACAAACUGAAAUUCUUUGAAUUUAGAUAAUUGUAUUAAAGGUUCUUAAAGACUUAACUGUUUCUUUGUUACUUGCUGGUACAGCUAAAGUUUGUUUGACUUGCACAUUUGUACAUAACCUAAUGUUUUCAAGUGCCUUAAUUGUUUAAAAUCUCUGGCUUCAAAACGUUUUUGGGAAAAGAUGGGUUUACCUCACAUUAUUCUGUUUUCAUUAGUAAUAUCUAGGUACCUCACAAGUUUUAUUAUGGUGCCAUGGCUGUUAGUAUGUAGUGAGUGCUGUAAAGUACAAGACUGUUUUUAAGUUCUCCUAAAGUAGCAAAAUUACCUACAAUGGUAUAGAUAUUAUUUGCUUAAUACAUAGAUUCCUUGACAAUAUGGUAAUGUCAUCACGUAGCAGAUUUUAUGAGCUGAUGAGCCCACUCAACUUCUGCAAUUUUGAUUACGGCUCUGAUAAAUUAGACUAUGAAAUUGGGUCUUACAAGUCCUCUAAAGGAGAAGUCUUACAGCAGAACUCACAGCCUCUUUCCUUGCUCUUUAGCAAUUUAGUAUCGUGAACCAUUAAUAAUUUUUGGGUUUUUUAAUUUAAAUCCAGAAGGUAUAUUGACCCCUUUCAGAUUUUUCAUCUGAUUUGUACAUGCAGAUGUAGUUCUAUCAGAAUAAUAUUACUUUACCUUACAGAUAAUUACAGACAGACACGGCUAUGCUUGGAAAUUUCUGUUUCAGUUCAUUUAAAACUAUUAAGACAAAAAUCUGUAUCAUGUACCAAGCUGAUUUGAAAUAAAUCUACGUUUAUUGAA